GAUAAACAUUUCAGUUCGAUGUGGUAGAUAGACAACAACUUUUAUUAUUAUUUUUAUUUAGUUGACAAAAUACUCUCUUCUAAUGUGGUCGUUCAGACGCAGUUGCCGGUUGGUCGAGUAAAGAAAAAAUAACAAAUUGUUUUGUAAUCAUCACAAAUACUAUGCACGUAAAUAUUUUAAAGAUUUAAAUAAAAAAAUAAAAACAAAUUGUUAUCAAAACAUCCAGCUCAGACAACAGGCAUAAACAAUACACAAGUCGAAGAGCAGGAGAAGGAGUAUUAAGUUAAUAUUUAAACAUUUGUUAAAGCGUAUUUUAUAUUAUUGCUAUAAAUAUUAAAAAAUUGUCCAAAAAAACUUGAAAAAUGUCUUCUUUUCUACAACGUGGCCUAAAAAUUAAAACAGCUGACAUUUGCAGCAAAUUACCCUCUUCAUCAUCAUUAUUUUCUUUAACAACAAGUGGCAGUUACUUUUUUUCCACCAAAUCAACUUUAAAACUACAACCCGUUCAUAAACCAACAACAACAACAACAACACAGCAAGAGCAUGACCAUACAAAGACCAAUGUACUUCCUCCGAUAACCCCUAACCUCCUAAAAAAUUCAACAUUAACAGAUAGAUUUGGACGUUAUCAUACAUAUUUGAGAAUUUCAUUAACCGAACGUUGCAAUUUACGCUGUAAAUACUGUAUGCCGGCUGAAGGUGUUCCGCUGCAACAAAAAACCAAUCUUUUGACUACAGAAGAAAUUUACUAUUUAGCCCGUUUAUUUGUGGAACAGGGUGUACGAAAAAUACGUUUAACCGGAGGAGAGCCCACAGUACGAAAAGAUAUUGUUGAAAUUAUAGCCAAACUUAAGCAAAUACCAAAGUUAGAAAAUGUAGGCAUUACCACAAAUGCCUUAGUGUUAACACGACUAUUGGUGCCCAUGCAAAAAGCCGGCCUAGAUGCCAUCAACAUUAGUUUGGAUACGUUAAAGCCAAAACGUUUCGAAGAGAUAACACGGCGUCGUGGUUGGGAACGUGUUAUAGCCGGCAUAGAUUUAGCCAUACAAUUGGGCUAUAAACCCAAAAUAAAUUGUGUUCUCAUGCGCAAUUUCAAUGAGGAUGAAAUUUGUGAUUUUGUUGAGUUUACCCGGGAUCGUAAUGUGGAUAUACGUUUUAUAGAAUACAUGCCCUUUAUGGGUAAUAAAUGGCAAACGGAUAAAUUAUUAAGCUAUCAAGAUACGUUGAAAAUCAUACGUGAUAAAUGGCCAGAAUUUGAGGCUUUGGAAAAUGGUCCUAAUGAUACGUCUAAAGCUUAUAAAGUGCCCGGCUAUCAGGGUCAAGUGGGUUUCAUUACAUCGAUGACAGAGCAUUUUUGUGGCUCCUGCAAUCGUUUACGUUUGACAGCAGAUGGUAAUUUGAAAGUGUGUCUUUUUGGCAAUAAAGAAAUAUCCCUAAGAGAUGCCAUUAGAAGUAAAUGCUCCGAGGAUGAUUUAGUAGCAUUGAUAUCGGCGGCUGUUAAAAGGAAAAAGAAACAACAUGCAGGCAUGUUAAAUCUGUCACAAAUGGAAAAUCGUCCAAUGAUCUUAAUUGGUGGAUAAAACUAAACAUCCGCACAUAAGCUAUUUCCAUUAAUUCUCAUCACCAUCAUUUAAAAAUGGUCAAUAUAGUAACACCAUUAUCAUCAUCCUUAACUAAUACAAUGUUAUUGGCAAACACCUUCAACAGCAACCAACACAGAGUAGUUGUCUUACCAGCACAUAACUACUGCACUGAUCGUAAAAAUCUUACCCAUGUAGAUGCUACCACCGGUAAAGCGUCUAUGGUUGAUGUAUCGGAAAAGCCAGUAACAACACGUGAUGCCCAAGCAAUGGCUCAGAUCUAUGUAGGUCCUGCUGUUGCCCAACUCAUACACUCGAACAAUCUUAAGAAAGGAGAUGUCUUAAGUGUAGCUCAAUUGGCUGGAAUUUUAGGUGCUAAAAAGACCUCCGAUCUAAUACCUUUAUGUCAUAAUAUCACCAUAUCAUCGGUUAAAGUAAAUGCUAAAUUGGAUUUAGAAAAUCAUAUAGUUGUAUUAGAUGCAACGGUACGUUGCUGCGGUCAAACGGGGGUUGAAAUGGAAGCUUUAACUGCAGUUUCGGUGGCUGCUCUCACCGUUUACGAUAUGUGUAAAGCGAUUACGCACGAUAUGAUUAUAAAGGAAAUAAAAUUAAUAUCUAAGUCUGGUGGUCAACGAGGUGAUUUUAGGAGGAGUUAAGUUUAAGAAUACAUAUAAUUUAUUAAUAGAAUGUUUGUUUUUUAUAUUUAAAAAAUAAAAUGGAAUGAAGUAAAAGAGUGAGUGGCCUGUAGA
This is a messenger RNA of Lucilia sericata (common green bottle fly), 2329 nucleotides long. It is a transcript of the gene Mocs1, whose product is annotated as molybdenum cofactor biosynthesis protein 1. Bases 363 to 1580 code for a protein of 405 amino acids. Gene Ontology annotation, biological process: Mo-molybdopterin cofactor biosynthetic process. The record is from RefSeq and is a predicted model, not a curated record. NCBI's taxonomy places the organism in Eukaryota, Metazoa, Arthropoda, Insecta, Diptera, Calliphoridae. The transcript has 7 exons. Gene Ontology annotation, molecular function: metal ion binding; GTP 3',8'-cyclase activity; cyclic pyranopterin monophosphate synthase activity.